Molecule: messenger RNA, 510 nt
Organism: Sphenostylis stenocarpa
Lineage: Eukaryota; Viridiplantae; Streptophyta; Magnoliopsida; Fabales; Fabaceae
Source: the annotation of a GenBank genome assembly
AUGAAAGCAAGGGGACCGGCAUUUCGUUCCCAAAAGAAAUCUAAAGACAAAGAUAGGCUACCAUACUUAAGAAGUCCCUUGAAUGUGCAUGAAACUCCCCCCUUUCCAUCAUGUUCACCACUUGUUCCAGCUUAUGUAAGAGCAUUCGGGGUAGACAAGAGGGAAGCUUGUCUCCAAGUGGAAGACACAUGCAGGAUUUUUGAGAAUUAUUUGGUGGAGAUAAUUGUGGAAGAAGGGAAGAUGAGGGACUUGAUGGAUGUGGAAGAAUUUCUACACUGCUGGAAGAACCUCAAGUGCCCUGUCUUCAUUGAUUUAGAACCUCAGAAGGUGCCAGGGCAGAGAGCCAAGAGACAGAGAGAGAAAAGAAGAGAGAAAGAGAGUUUCGUCUCCAUAGAACCUCCAAACUUCCAGUACAGAUAUCACUAUUCAUUUAGUCUUCUUUGGGUGGAGAAAUUGAGCUCUGACCGUGAUUCUGCUCCAAUUCGCUGGAAUUCCAAGCAGUUUCGGUAA